This is a messenger RNA of Anarrhichthys ocellatus (wolf-eel), 1736 nucleotides long. It is a transcript of the gene cfap210, whose product is annotated as cilia and flagella associated protein 210. Gene Ontology annotation, cellular component: axonemal microtubule. The record is from RefSeq and is a predicted model, not a curated record. The transcript is spliced from 9 exons. The coding region runs from base 98 to 1681 and encodes 527 amino acids. Lineage: Eukaryota; Metazoa; Chordata; Actinopteri; Perciformes; Anarhichadidae.
UGUAUGUAACCUAGAAAGAGUUAAAAGUUUGCCAGCUGUUUUAGUUAAAAUAGUCCUUUUAAAUUGAAUAUUACUAGGUAAUACAUACCGAAUACAAAUGGCCUCGGUGGUUCAGUAUGGCCGACGAAGAGGGUCCAGUAAGAGAGGGUCUUCAGCUGAGGAAGGCAGCAGGAUGAUCCAGCCACCAGACCUCCGACAAGUCACCGUCUUAACCAAGAGUGAGUGGCUGAGGAUUCAAGAUGAAUUGAACCAGGUUCAUAAAGACAAGGAGAGGAUGAGAGAGGCAGCAAAACAGAGGCAGGCCUUGCAUUUGCAAUCACAAGAGGUGGUGAAACUGUGGCCCAACACCAUCGCUAGUCAAAUGAAAAAGAAAAUGGAGGCAAAGAAGAUCCGGGAGGAGAUUGAGGAGGAGAAAAGGAAACUGGCUGAGAAAGAAGAGACCGAAUAUCAGGAGCAGCAGCGGAAAGAGGCCAUUGAAAAAGCCCAAAGUCAGCUGUUCUACCAAACAGACCGUGUCAAAGGAUUACAUGGUGCGUUCUUACUGACAGAGGUGCUGAAGGAAAGGGAGGCACAGAUUGAACUGAAGCAAAGAAUCAAACAUGCCUCUAAAGACGUUGACAAAGAAUUCCUGGAUGCGACAAAGACCAGAGACGCUGAAGCCUCGAGGCAGGAUCAGGAGAAAGCCCUUCAGAAAAAGCUCGGGAUACGGACUGUUGCAGAAGAACUGAAGAAACAGGUCAAGGAACGUGAGCUAGUGAGAGAGCGUCAGAAGAUAGAGAACACGAAGGACGGAGAGGAAACCCAGCACCUUCAAGAGCUCCACCGGUGGGAGCAAAGGACGGAGGAAGAAAGACAAGCAAAGCUGAGGAGAGAUCUCAUGCACGCUCACAAGGAACAUAUCACCAAUAGGGACCUCAUAAAAGCGGCAGAUGCACAAAAACAGGAGGCUGAAGAGGAGCAAAGGAAACUUUUUCUCUCUGCAAAGCAAAACAUUAUGAAGUUGCGGGAAGACAAAGAAAAAGAACUGUUCAGAGAGGCACAAACGCACAUAGAGAAGAUCAUGAACAAGCUGCCCGUCCUACAGGAUCAAACCGACAGAGAGGAGCAGGGGAUCGCAAAGGUUGUUGCUGAGCAGGAAGCAAAUAAGGCCCGACAGCAGCGGGAGAAGAGGGAGAAGAAGGCUAAGAUGUUGGAGUCGAUAGCUGAGCACAGAGAACUCAUGAGACAAGAAAAGGAGCAGAGGGACAAAUCGACAGAACAGGACACCCGAGACAUACUUCAGGCCAAGAAAGAGGCCGACCGAAUAUUUUCUGAGAAACAACAAGUGAAGGCUCAGAGGAUGAAAGACGACGGAAGAAAACUACGAUACUUCAAUGCCACACAAAUGGCUGAUAAAAGUGCCAGGCGUCAGCAGCUGAGAAGAGAGGAACACGAGUUUGAAGUGAAGAACGCAGAGCUCAUCGCUGAAGAGGAAAACCAGUUCCAGCAGUAUUCACAGCACAUCAUCAGAGCGGCGGCGGAGGCUCAGCGAAACGUCUUCCCACUUUGCAAAGCCGCACGAGGAGUAAGGCCUAGCCACCUCGUUCAGGACGUCUCUGGUUCCACCCAGAACAUUAAGAAGUUAAAUGAGGCCAAAGAUAUUGAAGAGGCAAAGAAGAGGCUUGGGUUUACAUGGUUAUAGGUCACUCCAGGCUGGCUAUUCUGGUUUCAAAGGUUUAAUAAAGUCCUUAAGAUGU